Molecule: messenger RNA, 1604 nt
Organism: Gadus morhua (Atlantic cod)
Lineage: Eukaryota; Metazoa; Chordata; Actinopteri; Gadiformes; Gadidae
Gene: ccr10
Product: chemokine (C-C motif) receptor 10
Exons: 2
Coding region: 190-1233 (347 amino acids)
Biological process (GO): calcium-mediated signaling; cell chemotaxis; immune response
Cellular component (GO): membrane; external side of plasma membrane
Molecular function (GO): C-C chemokine binding; C-C chemokine receptor activity
Source: RefSeq, a predicted model, not a curated record
GGAUGACAUCCUAACAUGCAUGCUACAACACACGUCACAGCACAUUGAAAACAUCUCCAUGAUGUCCACUGACUGUAACUGGUGUUGACGUCAUGGCUCCCAGCUCUGCAGACCAGCCCCCAGUACACUGACUGGGAGCCCGGCUACAGCGGCAACUACUUUGAGGAGGACGAUGGCGGCCUGCCCGAGAUGUGUGACCCCGAGGAUGAGGAGGUGGCGGCCAUCAGGGCCUUCCAGUCCCUCAUGUUCUGCCUCAUCUUCCUGACGGGCGUGGCAGGGAACGUCCUGGUCAUCACCACCUUCAGCCUGUACCGCCGCCGCCACCUGCGCUCCAUGACCGACGUCUUCCUGGUGCACCUGGCGCUGGCCGACUUCCUGCUGCUGCUCACCCUGCCCUUGCAAGGCGUGGACACCCACCUGGGCUGGGUGUUCUCCGAGCUGCUGUGCAAGGCCACGCGCGCCAGCUACGCCCUCAACACCUACAGCGGCCUGCUGCUGCUGGCCUGCAUCAGCGUGGACCGCCUGGUGGUGGUGGCCUGGCCGCAGGGGGUGCUGCGGCUGCGUGGCCGGCUGCUGGCCGCCGGCAAGCUGACGUCCCUCGCCGUUUGGCUGGCGGCCCUCCUGCUGACCACGCCGGAGCUCCGCUACGCCGGCGUGUCGCAGGAAGGCGGCGACAACCACUGUGUGAUGAGGGAGAGCUCGACGGUCAGACACGUCACCUCCGUGGCGCUCAUCGUCGUGUUCGGCCUGUCGUCCGUCGUCAUGGUGACGUGCUACUCCUGCGUGGGCAGGAUGCUGAGGGCGGGGCCCGGUAAGAAGGGGUUGAGCAAGCGGAGGGGUAGCCAACGGCAACAGCGGACCCUGAAGCUGAUGGUGACGCUGGUGGCGGUGUUCCUGCUCUUCCAGCUGCCCCACACUGUGGUGCAAUGGCACAAGUUGGCGGCGGUGGCGUUCUGUGGUGUUGUUCUGGAGUAUGUGACGUGCACGUUGGCGUACAGCCGCUGCUGCCUCAACCCCAUCCUCUACGCCCUCAUGGGCUCACGCUUCCGCAGCGACCUGCGCAAGCUGGCGGACGCGACGGCCUGCCGCAGGCACCGCCUCCGCCCCCAACGCCCCCCAGUGGUCCAAACAGCGAACAGCAGCUCAAUGUCCUCUCCUCCUUAUUCUUCCUAUCCCUGCCCCCCACCACUCUCCCCCACCUUCUCCUCCGGCCCGACCCUUCACUCCCCCUGAUGGAGAUGUGCCAAUGGAUUCCCAGGAAUGAGGACGGCCCUCCAAAGCCUUUCCCUUGGAAGACCUUCUGAUAUUCCGACUGCAUCAGAGUUUGGAUUGUAGGAUCACGUAUUGCCCUCGUCUUAUAUUCCAUCAAAUUUGCAGCCCUUAUUUUAUUUUAUUUUAUUUUAUUAAAGGAUCCCCAUUAGCUUAUGCCAUAGCAGUUUGCUAAUCUUCCUGGGGUCCACAUAAAAUCCACAUUACAAGUAAUACUAUUAAGUGUAUUAAAAUACAGUUCAUAUAUACACAACUAUAAUAACAGUAUACAUAAUACAUCACAAAAGUUCAGCAAUUAUUAAUACAGUAUAAUAAAUAACUAAAACAGUACAGUU